Molecule: messenger RNA, 993 nt
Organism: Caenorhabditis briggsae
Lineage: Eukaryota; Metazoa; Nematoda; Chromadorea; Rhabditida; Rhabditidae
Biological process (GO): oxygen transport
Molecular function (GO): heme binding; oxygen binding; iron ion binding
Source: RefSeq, a predicted model, not a curated record
AUGUUCAAUUGUUCACUGAUAAUUCUGAUCAUCAUCAUUGCUUCUAUGAUAUCAGCUGAUAAGUCAUCAAACCUUGGAAAAUGUCAACAGGAGGAUCUGCUGUUGGCGGAUUGUUUGGAACCGCAUCAGAACUAUAUCGAAACCAGCCUGUUCGAUGCCUCAGGUCGUGAAAUUUCAAAUCCCAUUUUUAUGAAAAAAUUCACAAACUUCACAAAAACCGUUGCCACGUGUAUAGGUACAGAUCUCAUUUGUGACACUGCCAGACACUAUAAGUUUUUUGUGGAUAGCCUAAGCUAUGUCGGAGAGAAUUUAUAUGAUUUGAAGGUGUUCAAAUGUUUGGAACGGAUCACUCCGAAACUCCAAGACUGCCUGAACACUGUACCAAUUUCUUUUCGGAACCUCCGAAAGUUCCAAUCCUAUACUUUGGAUCAAAAGAAACUAGUCAACUGCGUCAUCGAAAAAAUGAAGGACGAUCAAGUUUGCAAAAAUCGAAAAAUCAUUGAUUCCGUGGAGAAGUCUCUAAACGCUACUCGGUUGAUCAUUCGGAAUUUCAAAAGAUUCAGAAAAGGAAUUAUAGAGCCAAUGGUUUCAGUGAGAGCAUCCGAGAUGCCUUCAACUUGUCCAUUCAAACAAAACGAUUCCCCGGGACCGACAUCUCCUCCUGUGCAAUCUCCGAUUUUCGGUAAGUUUAAGCCAAUGAAUUUUCUGAUUUUCUGUGUUGUUUCAGAUUUGAACAAUCCGGAUGCCAAGUUGAAGAUGAGACAAGAAAUGGAUAGGAUUUCCCAGCGGCAGAAGCACAUUUUCAAGGAAACGUUUCCAGUGGUUUUCAAGGAUUACCGUAGGAAUGGACUGGUUCUGUUUGCCAAAUACUUCUCCGAAUUCCCCCAUUACAAAAACAUCUGGCCUCAAUUCCGUACUCUUCAGGAUUCUGCACUUCUCGCUUCCAACGAGCUCGCCAACCAUUGCUCAGUUUAUAUGGCAGGCUUGAAAGUG